Clupea harengus (Atlantic herring) is the source of this 2429-nucleotide messenger RNA. RefSeq names its product ANTXR cell adhesion molecule 2b (gene antxr2b). Lineage: Eukaryota; Metazoa; Chordata; Actinopteri; Clupeiformes; Clupeidae. The record is from RefSeq and is a predicted model, not a curated record. Gene Ontology annotation, cellular component: cell surface; plasma membrane. Gene Ontology annotation, molecular function: transmembrane signaling receptor activity.
AAUGUUUCAGCUGCUGUCAUAAGGAAAGGCGUGAGACUGUAUUCGUCCCGAAUGUUUUGGAGUGUCAUGCUACUUAACUAAUCCUAUUGUAUUAUAUCGUGUAUCUGAUCUCUAUUAGUUUUAGGCGCGAAUAUGACGACGUUUUGUUUUGUUUUGCGCAUGUAUUUGUGCAGGUGACUAACUGCAUUCUCUAGCAGCGCGUGAUCCAGUGUAGUUGAAUUGAUUUGAUUUUUUGAGAACGUUAGAAUUUUGUCCUUGUAACUAUUAUGAGAACAGGCAAGCUGCGGAAUAGUGUUUGGACGGGCAUCGCGCUCCUGCAGUUGUGCACAGUUCUUUUAAACAGUUUCUGUAAAGGCGAAGAUGACUCCUGUCAAGGAGCUUUUGAUCUGUACUUUGUGCUGGAUAGGUCUGGGAGUGUUGCCGGUAACUGGCCUGAGAUCUAUGAGUUUGUUGAACAGCUCACCAACCGCUUCGUAAGCCCCAGAAUGAGGGUGUCUUUUAUAGUAUUCUCCUCCAGUGCCGAAGUUAUACUGCCUCUGACUGGAGACAGAGCGAAGGUGGACCGAGGCCUGAGUGAGCUGAGCGAGGUCAUACCAGCCGGAGAGACCUACAUGCACGAGGGGAUGAAGAAGGCUUUGGAGCAGAUGAAAGCACAAACCACCAGGGCAUCCAGCAUCAUUAUUGCCUUAACGGAUGGAAAGCUGGACGUCUACCCCUAUCAGCUCACAGUGGAGGAGGCAAAUGAUGCCAGAUUGUUUGGUGCCAGGGUGUACUGUGUUGGUGUGAAAGACUUUGAUGCGAAUCAGCUUGUCGACAUCGCUGAUAGCAGAGAUCAGGUGUUUCCCGUGCUGGAGGGCUUUCAGGCCCUUAAAAGCAUUGUGAAUUCGAUCCUCAAGAAAUCUUGCACUGAAAUCUACAGAGUAGAGCCUUCCAGUGUUUGUGUAAAUGAGUCUUUCAACAUUGUCCUCCGAGGAAACGGAUUCGCCCGGGGUAGGACACCAGAGGGUGUGGUCUGCACCCUCACCGUCAAUCAUCAUACUUACAAUGAGAGGCCGACUCUAGUGCAGGACAAUUACAUUCUGUGUCCAGCUCCAGUGUUGCAGGAGGUCGGAGAAUCCAUUGAGGUUUUGAUCAGCUUCAACAAAGGACAGUCUUUUAUUUCAAGUCCAGUGACGAUACAUGCCACUACUUGUUCCAGUGGGCUGGUGGUGUUGGUGUUGGUCCUGGUUCUGCUCCUGCUGCUGGGCCUGGCUGUCGUCUGGUGGUUCUGGCCGUUGUGCUGCACUAUCGUCAUCAAGGACCCUCCUCCUCCUGUCCCUCCCCCUCCCAUCCCUAUGCCUGAACCAGAGGAAGAGCCGCAGCCAAAGACCAAGUGGCCCAUGGUGGAUGCAUCGUACUAUGGGGGGAGAGGGGCCGGUGGAAUCAGACGUAUGGAGGUGCGCUGGGGGGACAAAGGGUCAACAGAGGAGGGGGCGCGACUUGAGAAAGCCAAGAAUGCUGUCGUCACGAUGCCAGAAGAAGUGGAAGAGCCCAUCAUCAGGAAGCCUCCCAGCAGGCCGCCCCCCACAUAUCUACACCACCCCCAUCAACAGUCCAAAUGGUACACCCCUAUAAAGGGACGCUUUGAUGCUAUGGGUGCACUGCUGCGUCGGCAGUACCAUCGGGUUGCUGUGAUGAGACCAACAGCAGAGGAUCAGGGACGCUGUAUAAAAUUCACUCGGGUCCAGAGCCAGUAAACCAAAGGUGUUCUGAACGUGCCUGAUUCCCAACAAGAAGAAAUACAUGAAAUUGUGCCUUGUCGUGCAAAAAUAUAAUCAUAUCAUGAAUGCAUUAUGCUACAUUUUUUUAUCAGGUUUUCAUUUUGAUAGGUUUUAUCAAAAUAAAUGUUACCCCUUUAACAUAUUUCUUUUGCAGAGUCAAAUUGGCUGCAUAAUCAUGAUGUGAUUACCAAGUCUCACAGCUCUGUUCUGGUUUUGUUUUUGUAUUUUUUAAUAUUGUAUAUAAAUGAAGGUUGUUGCUAAGCUUUUUGUAUUUUCUUUUUGUUGUAACACUGAGAUAUGAGAACAUUUAACAAUGUCGUGACAGUGGUUGUAAAUAUGAUUUUGCCUGCAAGUGAACAGUGGUCUUUGUAGGGAAAGAAUCAGCCUCCUUACAAGCUACACUGCCCACUACUCAACAUGGAACACGUAACUCUUGCCUUGCCAACAUUUGAAACUGAAUGUGGAGAUAAAAUAACCAACUUUGUGAGUUCCACUGAACUUUUUACUGUAUAUUUUUCUGACUUUCUUAAUUUGACAAUGAAUGAUACAAUCCUAGCCUUACUGUAUCAGUCUCUUUGAUUGUGCACUGUAGUGUAUGUACUCACCUAAUCUAUUUCAUGAAGUGUUACAUUUUAGUUUCAGUUUUCUUAAUAAAAAAUAUGCUGGAAA